Molecule: messenger RNA, 3367 nt
Organism: Morone saxatilis (striped sea-bass)
Lineage: Eukaryota; Metazoa; Chordata; Actinopteri; Moronidae
Product: ras-related protein Rab-5A
Exons: 6
Coding region: 251-901 (216 amino acids)
Molecular function (GO): GTP binding; GTPase activity
Source: RefSeq, a predicted model, not a curated record
GUGGCGCGGGGGGCGGAAGAGCUUGUUUGUGUUUUGGUUCUAAGGGGAAGUUGCGAGAAGAAAGAAAGGAGGAGACGUGACGGGAUUGUUGAAAUUAUUUUCUUGGUUCCCCAACACCACCCCACCACCGUGUCCCGGGUUCCGUGUGUAAAUACUACAGCGGUGGUCUUUAAAGUCCCAAACAUCGUCUGGCUCUCAGCACAAGUCCUGAUAGUGAGGCACACAGGACACCAGGGGAUCUGACUAGGUCAUGGCCAAUCGGGGAGGAGCUACGAGACCCAAUGGACCCAAUGCAGGGAACAAGAUCUGUCAGUUUAAGCUGGUGCUGCUGGGGGAGUCAGCCGUUGGGAAGUCCAGCUUAGUGCUCCGCUUCGUCAAGGGUCAGUUCCACGAAUUCCAGGAGAGCACAAUAGGAGCGGCCUUUCUCACCCAGACAGUGUGUCUAGAUGACACAACAGUGAAAUUUGAAAUCUGGGACACUGCAGGUCAGGAGCGUUACCACAGUUUGGCCCCCAUGUAUUACAGAGGAGCACAGGCCGCCAUUGUGGUCUACGACAUCACAAACGAGGAGUCUUUUGCACGGGCAAAGAACUGGGUGAAGGAGCUGCAAAGACAAGCUAGCCCUAAUAUAGUCAUUGCUCUGUCAGGCAACAAGGCUGACCUAGCCAGCAAGAGAGCUGUCGACUUUCAGGAUGCCCAGUCCUACGCAGAUGACAACAGCUUACUUUUCAUGGAGACGUCGGCCAAGACAUCUAUGAAUGUGAAUGAGAUAUUUAUGGCUAUUGCAAAGAGAUUGCCGAAGAGUGAGCCUCAGGCUCCUGGACCCAAUAGUGGUCGGAACCGGGGAGUGGACCUGACAGAAGCUGCCCAACCAGCCAAGGCUCCAUGCUGCAGUAACUAACGUGAAGAACGCCUUCCCCCCCCAACCAACUUGUAUAGCAGUAACUAAUGUGGCUGAUAACCCGAAUGCCACUGCAGUUACUAAUGCAAUGUGUUGUACUCUUAUCUCCAAUUCUCUCAUUUGCAAAACAAGAAAAGAUGCCCUAUGCCCCCCUUCUUUCUUUUUGCAGUAAUGAAGUCAAUGCCAUUACACAGAUCUCUGCCUGAUUUCCUCCCUCACGGCUCUGCUGCUACCUGGUUAAGCCUCCUAACCAUUCUUUCCUACUUUCUGCCAUCCAGCUUGUUACAUCUAUCAGUUAAUAUUGAUAGAUUAAUGGUAGCAGAUACUAGAGACAUUAGUGCACCCUGCCUUCCAUCAUCUUCCUUCAAACGUGUAGAUAUGACUUUCAUUUAGAGGAAGUGGUCACUUCCCUUUUUCUGGGAUAGCUUUAGACCUAACUACUGCAUUUCUAAUACCAGUCUUGUUUUUGUUAAUUUUUUGAUAAUCUUGUUAAUUAUUCUUUGCUAUAAUUUUGUCAAAUUAUGGGUGCACAUACUUGUAUACUUACAUGGCCUAGAAUAGAAAAACAAAAAACGAUGUUUUACCUUUUGUCUGCAGUUGCACAGAAAAAUGUCUAUUGGAGAAGAGGAGUGUAUUCUUGUGAAUCUGAGAAAGGGGAACGGCGGAGGGCAGAGAGCGCGAGAGAGAGAGAGCGAAAGAGCGUAACUUUAAGCUCCACACCUCUCUUCCUUUUGUCUUAAAGUUUAAAAACAUUCAUGAACCGUAGUCCUUUUAGAUUCUCUCUCUGAUUCCCUCUGCUUGCCCAUGCUGUCCAUGUCCUUUCCUCCACGAAACCCAGAGUAGCACUAGUGUACAUUCUCUUCUACCACCCUAAGGCUCCAUUGUGGGGCCAUGCCUGCUUCUAGCUGUCCCUAGUGGCAUUGUGCAAUGUUUCACAGUAUUUACUCUGUGACCUAAGUGUCUGCAAGGACCAAUGCAGCACAGCAAAAAACCCCGUUCCACCCAGCUUUCUCCACAACAAGGCGCCUCUGAGGUACACACAAGUGUCACCACCUCUCCAUCUCCUGAUGCAGUGUCCUUUCAUUAACCUUGUAUAGACCACCCCUUUGUGGUCAUACUUGGGCCUCAUGGUUUAUGUCUUUGGAGGAUUUAGUUGAUGCAGAUGACGUUUCCCAUUGCGUUAAUGUUACGAGACCAUUGCUGGGUUUGCACCUGAUGGAAAAGCAGCAGUGAUGGUAGUGAGUUGGGAGUUGCAAUAUGUAAGGCUGCUUCAUAAUCACCUUUUGAAUCAUAAUUAUUUGUCAUCUUCUCUUGAUUGCGGGCUGGCUGGCUGGCUGAUGACAGAUUUCAUCCAUAGACUCACUCACACGUGCCCAUUUAUGUGCGUGCGUGUGUGUUUGAACACAUUUGCACAUGAACACACACAUUUGCACAUGAACCCAUACAUUGCAUUGACUUUUUCCCCCUCUGAACCCUCUCAGACCUAAACAUCAUUGUACAUAAACACACAGUCUGUUACACCUUUUUCCCAUCCCACCACUUAACAUUGUUACAUGCAGUGACACACACACACACACACACACAUACAGUACAUAUGGUCAAUAACUCUUUUUACAGAUCUGUCUUACUCAUGCCUUGCACUAAUGAUGCUCAUGAAUAUAUCUUGUCAUAAUUACAGCCAGUGUGAUAUAAAUAUAUAUAUAUAAAUAUAAAUAUAUAAAUAAUAUACUGUAAAUAGGGUGUUGCAGUGUAGUCUACCUUUUUUUCAAUUUACCAGUGACAGGACUAACGCUUGCUAGGGAGUUGUCUAGAUAAUCAUAAAAAGAACUGUACAGUUAGCAGAUACAACAGCUACAAUCUGGGUUUGGAGUUUUGUUGCUGUUCCUUUUUUUUUCACACAAAUGGUUAAAUUAUAAUCAGUGGUGGUCUUUAUAAAUGUAUGUAGUGUUAUUAACAAAAAAAAUGAAAUUGCAUUUAUUUAGUCUUCUGUCUUGUACCUUUUUGUCAAAAGAAAAACAAAGUAAUACCCAAACAUUUUGGUUUCUAUUUUUUAACAUCUCUUUCUUGCAUUUCACUAAUUCUUUUUUUUUUUUGUGGUAUCAGGCUACGAUGCCUUGUCCAGUACUCCUCCCUGUAAGUAGACCUGAAUUUCCAGAGACACUGGUUGUAAAAAGCUCCAGAGGAGUCAGACACAAUACACACACUUUGAUUAACCAACAGUCUGUCCCUCCAUAACAUCUCAGUAACAUUGUGAAGAUAUUGUAGGAACAGUGUAACAACUAUCAGCUGGCACGAUGGUGAUUCAUGAAUAAAUGAAUUAACACAUAAUAAGGAUGUAAAUUGUAUGUUUGGUUUUUUUUGCCGUGAACACUUAACUGCAGCCGAAAACAUUUAAAUGCAAGCAUUUUACAGUACUGUUAUGUAAUGACCAAAUAAAUACUGAAAUAAAUUUGAUCAUUUAUUUUA